Molecule: messenger RNA, 1102 nt
Organism: Gasterosteus aculeatus aculeatus (three-spined stickleback)
Lineage: Eukaryota; Metazoa; Chordata; Actinopteri; Perciformes; Gasterosteidae
Product: trace amine-associated receptor 13c-like
Biological process (GO): G protein-coupled receptor signaling pathway
Cellular component (GO): membrane
Molecular function (GO): trace-amine receptor activity
Source: RefSeq, a predicted model, not a curated record
GAUGUUACAUCAUCUCUCUGAUUGGAAAAGAGGGAGGGAGACGAGGAGAAUAAAGUAGCCGUCUGGCAGAAGGUGGUGCCCGCUCCUCGCCCCUGCUCCCCUGCUCCCCUCCUCCCCGGCGAUGAACGUCUCCGAGGGCCGUCUGCUCUGCUUCCCCGGCCUCAACUCGUCCUGCACGCGGCUGCCCAAACCCCGCUCCGAGGCGGCUCUGCUCUACGCCCUGCUGGCCUGCGUCUCCCUGCUCACCGUCGCCCUCAACCUGCUGGUCAUCGUCUCCAUCGCCCACUUCCGGCAGCUCCACAACCCCACCAACACCCUGCUCCUGUCCCUGGCCGUGUCCGACCUGGUGGUGGGGCUGCUGGUGAUGCCGGUGGAGGGCCUGCGCUACACGGAGACCUGCUGGCUGCUGGGAGAGCUCAUGUGCGCUCUGGCCCCUUACGUUUCCUACAGUCUGCUCUCCGCCUCUGUGGGCAACAUGGUGCUCAUAUCCAUAGACCGCUACAUGGCUAUCUGUGACCCCCUGCUGUACGCCUCCAAGAUCACCCCGAACAGAGUUAAAGCAUCGGUGUGUGUGUGUUGGUCCUGUUCCAUCCUCUACAACGGCUGCAUUCUGAUGGGCCACCUGGGGCAGCCGGACAGGUUCAGCUCCUGCUAUGGGGAGUGCGUGGUGGUCAUCAGCCACGUCGCAGGCACAAUAGACCUGUUCUUGUCCUUCCUCGGGCCCUGUACAGUCAUGGUGGUUCUCUAUAUGAGGGUGUUUGUAGUUGCCGUUUCCCAGCUGCGUGUCAUUCGGUUGCAGAUUGUCGCUGUUAAGGUUACUCCGUCCGCUAAAAGAUCAGAGAGGAAGGCAGCCACGACUCUUGGGAUUGUGAUAGCCGUGUUUCUGAUGUGCUUCUGCCCGUAUUACUAUCCCUCCCUAGCAGGCGAGGACACCUCCACUAGCUUGUCUUAUUACGCCCUGGUGUCUUGGAUCAUGCUGUUGAACUCCUGCGUCAACCCUCUGAUCUAUGCUCUGUUUUACCCCUGGUUCAGAAAAGCUAUCAAACUCAUCAUCACCCUCAGAAUACUGCAGCCUCACUCCCAGGAGUACAAAUUGCUGUAG